AUGAUAAUGAUGACCGCUCAUAGAAGCAGGAAGGCCAAGCCAGGCUGUGUGCUCUCGGGCUGCGGGGCGGGGCCGGGCGUGGUCGCCCAGACGCUGGAGGCCCCCCCCGGGACCCCGCCGCCCCCCCAGGUCACAGCAGUGGGGCCCCAGGAGCUGGAGGUCCGCUGGUCGGCCCCCCGGCAUCCAAACGGCCUCAUCACCUCCUACCUCGUACACAGGCGACCAAUAGGAACAGAGGAGGAGCUCCUGGUCUUCAUCUGGACCAAUGGGCCGCUGGAGUUCAUCGACGCCAGCCACGCCCUCCAGCCCUUCAGCCAAUACCAGUACAGAGUCCAGGCCCGCAACUCCAAGGGUUCUGCUGAGAGCCAAUGGGCUUCGGCCCGCACUCUGGAGGCGGAACCAAGGGAAAUGGCCUCGCCCACUGUAGUGCCCACUGGGGCGUACUCGGCCCGUCUGACGUGGACUGGUCCUCGCCAACCCAACGGACUGGUGUCCCAGUACAGAGUGGUUUACAGGAAACACCAGCUGGACCCAACGCUCAACACUUCCUCUGUCAUCGCUCUGACUGUGGAGGAGGCCAAGAGCCAGAGGGGUUGA
Messenger RNA from Gadus macrocephalus (Pacific cod), 597 nucleotides. RefSeq names its product usherin-like. The transcript has 5 exons. The record is from RefSeq and is a predicted model, not a curated record. Lineage: Eukaryota; Metazoa; Chordata; Actinopteri; Gadiformes; Gadidae. The coding region runs from base 1 to 597 and encodes 198 amino acids. Gene Ontology annotation, molecular function: protein binding.